GUGGGGGCGCGGCUUCGCUGGAGCAGCAGCAGCGGGGUCACAUUAGCUCGCGGCUAAAGCUAAAGUCUGGUGUUUGUUGGUGUUUUUCUGAUUUAUUAUCAGUUUUUAGUUUAUUAACAGGCUCAUGGACUCUUCUAAAUCAGGUGAGCCUCACCUGAGGCACGUGGAGCUGGACGUGCUGAUCCCGAAGAUGAUGAGGGAGAAGGCGAAGGUGCGAUGUUCUGAAGUGGUGGAAGCAUUCAGUGCGUGCUGUAAGGAGACCGGGAUCCUGAUGGUGGUGAAAUGCAGGAAGCAGAACUCCGCCCUGAAGGAGUGUCUGACCAAACAUUAUCAGGAUCCAGAUUUUUUCGAGGAGUGUAAACAGGAGUAUAUCCGGGAGAAAGAGGAAUUUGAGAGGACCGGUAUUCCCUCGAAACAACGGAAACAGAAACUUCCCACCAGCAUGUGAUCCCCAUCGUAACCGGACCCGGCACCGGACCCCCGGGCCCGAACCAGGACCCGGCACUGGACCCGGCACCGGACCCGGCGUCGCCGAGCCGAGCUUGAUUAUACAGCGGAUCUUCUCUGAGCUCCGGACUCGUUUAUAUUCAUGAUGAUAAAUCCUCUCAGAUCCUCAGACUCAUCUCCAUUCAGAGAGAUUCACUUCCCUUCAUUACACACGAUAACACCUCAUCAACCACCAGCCUCUCAUCUUCACUUCCUGUUAUCUUCUCGCGCUCAUCUGCUUUCAUCAGUUUCAUCAAGACAACGAGUCUCUCCGUCUCAAAAAUUAACAAGUGUUCUUAAUUUGUGUAAAAGUGUCUUUUUUGCUCGUCAGUUAUCUCAUCGUGAAUAAAUGGGCGGGGCCAGAUUCGGUUUACAAAUGCGAUAAAAUGCUAAUAUUUUACCUGAUUUACCCGUUUGAUCUUUAAAAACGUUAAAUUAGCCCCGCCCAUUCAUUUUAGCCCUUUACGCUAUAAUAAGUCAUAAGUGUUUCAGUCCAGCCACCAAUCAGAACAGAGAUUAUUUACAUAUGCCUUUUGAUAAAAUCACACAGAUGUAAGAAGUCGAUCUGAGUGAAUAAAAUUUAAUGGUGUAAGAUCUUUAAUGUUCUCAAAUUAUAAUUAUAAAAAAUAGGAUUCUGUAUAUUUUUUGCAGAAACUCUACAUUUUGCAUUCUGUAUGAUUUUAGAGAAAUUCUAAUGUUUGAAAUAUUGAAAAAAAUGGCAUUUCUGUAUUAAUUUUGGAGGAAUCCAAAUUUUUGAUAUUUUGGAGAAAAUCGUAGUUUUUGAUUUCUGUACCAUUUUGUUGAAAUUCUGAAUUUUGGGUUUCUGUGUAAUUUGAGGUAAUCAAACAUUUUGGAGGUUUUGCAUAAUUUUGGAGAAAUCCAAAUUUUUGUUUUUUUUUGUACUUUUAAAGAAAAUCUAAAUGCUUGGUUUCCCCAUCGUUUUGGUGAAAUUCAAAAUUUGGGGUUUUGGUAUAAUUUUGGACAAAUUAAAAUUUUUGGAAAUGUGUUUUUUAGGUAAAAUUUAGAAAUUUUGGUUUCUGUAUAAUCUUGGAGAAAUUAAAAUUUUGUUUUUCUGUUUAGUUUUGAAAAAAAUCCACAUUUUGGAUUCCUGUAUUAUGGUAAAAUUAUGAAUUUUGGUAAAUUUCAGAAUUUUGUUUUUUUGUACAUUUUUUGGAGAAAUUAAAAAAUUGUGUAUUUCUGCAUAAUUCUGGACAUAAAUUUUGCAGUAUUCCCAUUGGUCCAUUGGUCAUGAUGUUGAAGAGGAUGUGGGAGGAGCUGAGGAUCUGAUGGGGGUGUGAUUAUAUCGUGUUAAUUGUGUGUAAAAUGUAAUAAAUUAAUCUAAAGUCUGA
This is a messenger RNA of Astyanax mexicanus (Mexican tetra), 1835 nucleotides long. It is a transcript of the gene cmc1, whose product is annotated as C-x(9)-C motif containing 1. The record is from RefSeq and is a predicted model, not a curated record. Gene Ontology annotation, cellular component: mitochondrion. NCBI's taxonomy places the organism in Eukaryota, Metazoa, Chordata, Actinopteri, Characiformes, Acestrorhamphidae. Bases 125 to 448 code for a protein of 107 amino acids. The transcript is spliced from 4 exons.